AGGCAUUGUGGUCUAGAUCCGCCCACUCGGACAGAUUUUGAAGUGUUUCUUGUCUUGUCAUUCAAGGAUUUAAAACCCGUUUUACAUGUUGUUUAGUGGCUACGUGGCAUAUAGCUACAUGGUCAGUUAUACCUAUUUCUUGACGCUUUGAAGAAACAAGUUGGCAAAGGGUUGAUUAACUUUUAUGAGCGCCACUCUAACCUCAAUCUCCCAGGAUUUGAUGCUUGCUGCCACCCUGCUCUCUUUAACCCAUUGAUGACCCCAUCUCGUACUGGGCCAAGAUGAAAGCUCUGAUCCUAGUGGGUGGCUAUGGAACCAGACUCCGGCCUCUAACCCUCAGUGUUCCUAAACCACUGGUGGAGUUUGCCAACAAACCCAUCCUUCUGCAUCAAGUUGAAGCCCUGGUCAAGGCUGGAGUUAACCAUGUAAUCCUGGCUGUGAGUUACAUGUCAGAUCUGUUGGAGCGAGAGAUGAGGGUUCAGGAAGAGAGGCUUGGUAUUAGAAUCUCCCUGUCACACGAGAAGGAACCACUUGGAACAGCCGGUCCUCUUGCUCUGGCCAGAGAGCUGCUAACAGACAACGACGAGCCAUUCUUCGUCCUCAACAGUGAUGUCAUCUGUGACUUCCCCUUCGAGGACAUGUUAAAGUUCCACAAGCACCACGGCAGAGAGGGAACCAUUGUGGUAACGAAGGUAGAGGAGCCGUCUAAGUAUGGUGUGGUGAUGUACGAGGUAGAGAACGGACGAAUCCACCGUUUUGUGGAGAAACCCCAGGUGUUCGUCUCCAACAAGAUCAACGCAGGGAUGUACAUCUUCAGCCCAACCAUGCUCCAGAGGAUCGAGCUCAGGCCCACCUCCAUUGAGAAGGAGAUCUUCCCAUUGAUGGCUGAGGAGAACCAUCUCUACGCCAUGGAGCUACAAGGGUUCUGGAUGGACAUUGGUCAGCCCAAGGACUUCCUGACAGGGAUGUGUAUGUACCUGCAGUCUGUUCGACAACACACGCCUGACAGACUGAGGACUGGGCCUGGGUUCCUGGGGAACGUACUGGUGGACCCUACUGCCCAGAUAGGGGAGAACUGCACCAUCGGGCCCAACGUCACCAUCGGGGCCGGCGUGGUGCUGGAGGACGGGGUCAGGAUAAAAAGGUGUACGGUACUGAAGGGGUCAAGGGUCAGAUCACACUCUUGGCUAGAGUCCUGCAUCGUAGGGUGGAGCUCCUCCGUAGGACAGUGGGUGCGUAUGGAGAAUGUGACAGUCCUGGGGGAGGAUGUUAUUGUGAACGAUGAGCUCUACCUCAACGGUGCCAACGUGCUUCCUCACAAGUCCAUCACCGACUCGGUGCCUGAACCACGCAUCAUCAUGUAGUUCUAGAACAACAGACGGGCCAACAGCGCUUUAUUAGAACCGGCCUCAAGCGCUUUAAGUGCCACAGAGAUGGGUUGUGGUUGUACUGGGUACCAGUCCGUUUCUGCUAACAUUCCGCUCCUUGUCCUCUGUCAUGUGCUGUAUGUUUAGCAUGGAGGAGUGGAAUGAUGGCAGAAACAGACUGGUACCCAGGCUAGGGUACCCAGGCUAGGGUCUGGGUAGUGG
Molecule: messenger RNA, 1589 nt
Organism: Coregonus clupeaformis (lake whitefish)
Lineage: Eukaryota; Metazoa; Chordata; Actinopteri; Salmoniformes; Salmonidae
Gene: gmppb
Product: GDP-mannose pyrophosphorylase B
Exons: 9
Coding region: 282-1364 (360 amino acids)
Biological process (GO): GDP-mannose biosynthetic process; cell wall mannoprotein biosynthetic process
Cellular component (GO): cytoplasm
Molecular function (GO): GTP binding; mannose-1-phosphate guanylyltransferase (GTP) activity
Source: RefSeq, a predicted model, not a curated record